This is a messenger RNA of Musca vetustissima, 2798 nucleotides long. RefSeq lists its product as uncharacterized. The transcript is spliced from 8 exons. NCBI's taxonomy places the organism in Eukaryota, Metazoa, Arthropoda, Insecta, Diptera, Muscidae. Gene Ontology annotation, cellular component: extracellular region. Bases 141 to 2798 code for a protein of 885 amino acids. The record is from RefSeq and is a predicted model, not a curated record.
CGCAUGGUCAUGUUCCGCGAUCUUCAUUGGAUGUGGUUAAACAAUGGAAAGUCUUUACAUACAAUUUCCUGCCUCAUGCACCGGUACAAGAUGUGAACUUCUACAAUCCGACGAAUAUUUUAUCAACUGGUUUGGCGGUUAUGAAUGAUCGUAUUUUCGUGGCCACACCGAAACUAUUCUCUGGUGUGCCAUCGACACUAAGUUGGAUUUCCCGAGGAGAGUACGAUGAAUCACCAGUGUUGAAUGCAUACCCGGAUUGGUCAUAUUCCACUACUGGACGCACAGAUUUCAAUUGCAGUGAUUUGGUUCUGGUUUCUGUUUAUCGCAUGCGUGUAGAUUCCUGUGGACGCUUAUGGGUAUUGGAUGCCGGCAUUUCACGUUCUCUGGAGGAUUAUGAAAAAACCUGUCCGCCCAAAAUAUUGGUGUUUGACGUUAAAACAAAUCAAGUAGUGCGUCGUAUAGAUUUUCCAGCUGGUGUGUUGAGGGGCGAGUCGUUGUUCACAAAUUUGGUAAUUGAUGAAACAACUGCGAAGGCUGGUACUUGUGAUGAUGUUUUUAUCUAUAUAUCGGAUACAGUGGAACCGGCCAUCGUUGUAUAUGACAGUGUUCGCGACACCACCUGGCGAGUAACACAUCCAGCCAUGUAUCCAGAUCCAGAUUUUGCUGAAGCUACUAUUUUAAAUGAUCGCUUUGUGCUUAUGGAUGGUAUUGUGGGCUUCACAUUUGAUCCGCAGAGGGCAGUUGUUUAUUUCCAGCCAUUUGCCACUGAUAGAAUAUUUUCAGUUACCCGAGAAGUGCUACGAGCCGGACCCAUUGCCAUUAAUCAAGUGCUACCCGUUAAGUUGGUGGGCAAAAAAUCCUCACAAGGUAUUAGUUUGACAGUUUCACCCAUAGAUGGUAGCAUUGUUUUUAGCCCCGUUACCGAAACUGCAGUCGCAACCUGGAAUCCCUUAACAAAUGAACAACAAAUUCUCGCCCAGGAUCAAAUCAAUUUACAAUUUGUAUCUGAUAUGACAGUAACUUCGCACGAUAGCGGUUAUGUUUAUGUGGUCUCCUCGAAAUUCCAUAGAUUCUUUUUGAAAAAUCUCGAUAAGGAAGAAUAUAAUAAUCGCAUCAUACGUAUACCACUGCCGGGAGCCAAGACUGCUGUAGCUGCAUAUCCACAAAGUUAUCAGACAAGUUCAUUCCCUGGUCUGCCAAUACCACUGCCAUUGAAUAAUUAUUAUCAACUUACAAAUUCGCUACAACCCAAGGCGAUUAGUCAUCAUGGUCUGGAUAAUGGUUACUUUUCGCGUCCCACAGCCACAAGUCAUCCAUAUGAAUUUGAAAAUACCGGAAUCAUUAAUUAUUCGGUAAAGAAUCCUUUUAGCAGUUUGAAUCAAGGUGAAUCAUUCCCGCCACCCAAGGAGUCGAGAAAUCAAGAUCAAUAUUCCUUUUUGGAAAGUCUUGCCGAAUCGCCUACACAUCCCACAUCAAUUCCACCGAUUUUCUAUCAACGACAUAUUACGAUGACGAUAUUUGCGUCAUUAAUAUUUGCAAUACUGUUGAUCAAUAACAGUUGUUGUAAUGGCUACAGCAAUAAGCCCAUUAUGGAUAAAAAUCUACAGGUACCCUAUGCAUGGAAUAUCUUAGAAUAUAGUUUCCCCACUGAUGCUGAUCGCAGAGCUGCGAUUGCAAAUGAUAACUAUGUACAGAGUAAUGGACUACCCAUCGAUGUACAGCCGCAUUAUUCAAAAAAUAAACCUGUGAGAACAUUUGUGACAAUACCCAGAUUCCAAACUGGCAUUCCGUAUACCUUGGCCAUCAUAUCAAAUAAAAUGGGUCCUAAUGGACCCAUACUAGAACCAUAUCCCUCCUAUCGGUCCCACAAUGUUAAUGGUGAUGAUUGUGAUCAAAUAACAUCGGCAUUCAGAGUUGCGAUAACCGAAUGUAAUCAAAUGUGGAUCAUGGAUUCCGGAUCUGUGGGUUUGGAGACACGUUGCGCCCCACAACUGCUACUCAUCGAUUUGAAUACCGAUCAACUGAUACAUCGUUACAGAUUCAAUACCACCGUUUAUACACCAUCCGCCUCAUUGCUAGUCACUCCCAUUGUUGUUGUCAAAGAUCCGCCACCAAAGGGUCGCUGCCGAAAUGCCAUGGUCUAUGUGGCCGAUGUCAAUUAUCAUGGCCUAAUUGUUUACGAUUACAAUGCCAAUAGUUCAUGGCGUUCGGAACACAAAUAUAUGUAUCCUGAUCCAGAUUAUGGUACCCAUACUGUGGCUGAAGAUUCCUUCACUCUCAUGGAUGGUAUUAUUGGUAUGACUACAGACAAAAGACAUCUGUUCUUCCAUCCCAUGGCCAGUAUCACCGAAUAUACAGUUCCUUUGCAUGUUCUCGAUAAUUCAUCGCAUUUUACACAAGGUGAUGGUGCUUUAGAAGCCUUCAUGCCAUUGGGUAAACGCAGCAGUGAAUGUGUAGCCACGGCCACCGACAGUUGGGAUAAUGUAUAUUGUGUAACCUUUAAUCCCAUUGAAUUGAUAUCCUGGAAUGUUAGUACACGUUACCAUAACAGAAACUUUAAAAAGAUACCCAUUUCUAAGGAUAUUUUGGAAUUUGUUAGUGGCAUGAAGGUGGUGAUCAAUAAUGAGGAUAAAGAAGAACUGUGGAUGAUUUCAAAUCGAUUCCAGAAAGUAGCUGCUGAAACCCAAAAAACCAAUGAACUGAAUUUUAGAAUAUUAAUUUAUACCUUAGGUGCUCCACGUGUACCUUCUAGUUCAAAUGUAAAUGAUUUACACACUAGAUUAGUUUUUAGCAGUUAA